GACGCUUUUACACCGAAAGUCGCUCGGCCGUGCGUGACGUCACAGCUUGAGUGACAGCUCGGUCGCCGUCAUGGAGGAAGUAAGAGUGUUUCCACUGACCUGUGCUGUGCAAAACUAUGCAUGGGGAAAAGUGGGCCUAGACAGCGAAGUGGCCAAACUGGUGCUUGGCGGGGACCCGUUGGCUGUCAUCGAAGAUGGCAAACCUUACGCUGAGCUGUGGAUGGGCGCCCACCCAAAGGGCGACGCCCAGAUUAAAGACAACCGUAUCGCGCAAACCACACUGGGUCAAUGGAUCGCCCACUUCCCUGCAUGCCUGGGCUCCAAGGUCAAGGACACCUUUCAGGGCCAGCUGCCUUUCCUCUUCAAGGUCCUCUCCGUUAACACCGCCUUGUCCAUACAGGCUCACCCCAACAGGGAGUUGGCUGCUCGUCUUCACGCUCAGUUUCCGGAGCACUACCCGGACAACAACCACAAACCAGAGAUGGCCAUCGCUCUCACACGCUUCCAGGGCCUCUGUGGCUUCAGGCCGGUGGAGGAGAUCCUCAGCUUCCUCAAGUCCGUCCCGGAGUUCCGCGCUCUGGUGGGCAAGGAAGCGGCCGAGGAGCUGCGGAGCGGCGCAGGCGACGCCAGCUGCACCAGGCAGGCGCUGAAGAAGUGCUUCACCAGGAUGAUGAACUGUGAGAAGAAAGUGUUUGUGGAUCAACUCAACAUGCUGGUCAAAAGAGUCACUGAAGAAAGCUCGGCGGGCAAGGACACGGCAAGCAGUAACGGCGAGCUGCUGCUCCGCCUUCACUGCCAGUACCCCGGCGACAUCGGCUGCUUCUCCAUCUACUUCCUCAACCACGUGCUCUUGGAACCCAACCAGGCCAUGUUCCUCGGAGCUAACGAACCUCACGCAUACCUCUCGGGAGAUUGCAUCGAGUGCAUGGCGUGCUCCGACAACACGGUGAGAGCCGGCCUGACCCCGAAGUACAUCGACGUCAACACGCUGUGCGAGAUGCUCAACUACAGCCCGAGCCCUUCCGCCGCCAAGAUUUUCCCGCCGGUUCAGGACGCCUCGGACCCUUGCGUCACCGUCUACGACCCACCCGUGCCGGACUUCACCGUCAUGAGGAUACAGGUGACAGCCUCCGUCAAGCAGUACACGCUGGCGCCCGUGGACAGCGCCAGCAUCCUUCUGGUUAUCGAAGGCGACGCCAGCGCCACCUCACCCGCAGCACCGUCUGACGUCAGCCUGAAGCGGGGCAGCGUUUUGUUUGUGUCGGCCAACGAGAGCGUGAUACUGCACGUGGCCUCUCCAUCGGGUUUGACCAUGUUUCGGGCCUGCUGCCUCCUGUAGGAGCAGUCGUGACCUCACAGCAAAUUGUGGCGCUUAGACAAAGAAAGUGCCACUUGCACAAUAGUUCAACCACUUGAAAGGCAACCCGUCCACCACCGCUGUCCAAAAUACAGUCCGGGGGCUAUUUGUGGCCCGAUGGCUAUUUUUAGCGGUAUACAGCAUGUACUAAAAAUAACAUUUGUCUCAUCCUGCAUUUCCUCACCAUUCAUCCAACACAAUAUGGUUCAAAGCACAGUACAGUAUAUUCUGGAACUCCAGAUUUUUAUAUCACGUCAAACAGGGUUAAUUCAUUUCUUUGGCUGUGAAAACAUUUCUGCGUUCUGCGCCAAUGUGAAUACCAAGAAUUAGGAAAUUAACGGAAGGCUGAAACGCAUUCACAGUGGUGCAGAACGAUGCGAAUGGGAAUUAGAAUCUCAAUCAUGGUUUCAAUUUGACCAAAAUGGGAAAACAUGACUACACAAAGUUGAAACGUGUUUAGAAAUAAAGAUAAUUGCCGAAACAAAGGAUUCUAGAGCUUACACGCUGAUUCUCACGCAACAGUCGAACGUGAAUGCUGAAACACUGGUACAAGAAAUGCAACAUUUACACUGGUAGAGGAUGCGGAACAUGUUCAACACGUUUCCUUGUGUUAACUCUGUUGAGGAAUGCAGAAUGGCGUUCAGAAUGCGUGCAUGAAGAAUGCAAAAAAUAUUUACUGUACGACAAAAUGCACCGGAAACGCCAACGCUCUACUUCAGUCUUUGUAAUUGCUGUGAAUUAAGCCGUGUUUCCAGUUGGAUCAUCCAAGCUUGUGAUGAGAUGCUUGAUGCAUGUCUCAUACAUGUACCUUUGGAUGACUGCACUGAGAAUUGACUAGUCCUCCACUGCUAAAUACUUCCUGUUCAAUAUCAUCGACUGUGGAACCUCCAAAGUGGAGCACAAGCCAGCUAACUUCAAAGUUGUCCUCAUUACAAAACUACUUAUAAACAUUACGUAACAUUCAAGGGCUAAAACGAUGAAUGCAAUAGUUAAGAUUUUCACUGGCUCCCACGUCACUCACCAGGCCAGGCCCCACCCACCCACCAAAGCCACACACACUCAAAGUCCCCAAUAUUAUGGAGUAGAAUGUGAGGCUGGCGCCCUCAAGUGGUCAGCGAUAACAAUGGCACAUUGCGUUGUUAAAUAGUGUCAUGUCUAGAAAGUUUGACAGCUGCAGCCCUCAUUCUUAACAUUUUUGACUGUAAUACAAAUGUAAAUAAUCAGAAUCAGCUUUAUUGACCAAGUUUGUGCAUGCCAAACAAGAAUGACAGAUGAUAACAGAACUUACCUUUUAUGCAGUAAAAAAAAGUUCAGUUUGUCAAGUUCCACAGUGCCACUUCUAUGGUUAUCAUCACAUGCUUCCUCUUUGGGGGUUCUAUUGCAAGCAAAAAAAACAAUUACAGGAAAUAUUUGCUACUGGAGGAAACAAAAAAA
Molecule: messenger RNA, 2791 nt
Organism: Syngnathus acus (greater pipefish)
Lineage: Eukaryota; Metazoa; Chordata; Actinopteri; Syngnathiformes; Syngnathidae
Gene: mpi
Product: mannose phosphate isomerase
Exons: 8
Coding region: 71-1339 (422 amino acids)
Biological process (GO): GDP-mannose biosynthetic process; carbohydrate metabolic process
Cellular component (GO): cytosol
Molecular function (GO): zinc ion binding; mannose-6-phosphate isomerase activity
Source: RefSeq, a predicted model, not a curated record